Myxocyprinus asiaticus (Chinese sucker) is the source of this 1602-nucleotide messenger RNA. RefSeq names its product zinc finger protein ubi-d4-like. Gene Ontology annotation, cellular component: nBAF complex. Bases 31 to 1251 code for a protein of 406 amino acids. The record is from RefSeq and is a predicted model, not a curated record. NCBI's taxonomy places the organism in Eukaryota, Metazoa, Chordata, Actinopteri, Cypriniformes, Catostomidae. The transcript is spliced from 11 exons. Gene Ontology annotation, biological process: nervous system development.
AAGACAAAAACAGCUCGCCACAGAAAAGCAAUGGCGACUGCCGUGGAGAACAUCGUUAAAGUGCUUGGAGAGCAGUACUAUAAAGAUGCUUUGGAACAGUGUCACAGUUAUAAUGCACGGCUGUGCGCAGAGAGAAGUAUCCUCAUGCCCUUCCUGGACUCCCAGACUGGAGUGGCUCAAAGCAACUGCUACAUCUGGAUGGAGAAGAGACACAGGAGUGCAGGUACCGCACCAGGACAACUGUACACAUAUCCAGCCCGCCGUUGGAGGAAGAAACGAAGAGCUCAUCCACCAGAGGAUCCUGCUUUGGUUUUUUCUCCACUCAAAGCUGCUGAGCUCGAUUUAGGAGUGAAGAAAGAUGUCUUGGGCCCAAUAGACGGUAGUAGUCUGGAAGCCUUACUGAAAGGAGAGCCCAUGGAUAAAAGGGCGCCUACAGAGCUCAGGCCACCAGAGGAAGAAACCAGUUUGGCUGAGAUCACGGGUACCAGUGGGGCCAGCAGUCACAGUGGCUCCACACGUGUCAGGAAGAGAAUCCUUGAGCCAGAAGACUACUUAGAUGAUCUUGAUGAUGAAGAUUUUGAGGAAGAGACUCCAAAAAGACGAGGAAAAGGAAAGUCGAAGAGUCGAGGAGUUGGGAAUGGAAAGAAGAAAAUGGAAGCCGCUGCAGCUGCCCAAGAAGAUCGGGACAAACCAUAUUCUUGUGACAUCUGUGGAAAACGCUAUAAGAACAGACCAGGGUUGAGUUACCACUACACUCACUCUCACCUGGCUGAUGAGGAAGGAGAGGACAGCAAAGAAGAACCUGAGAUUCACACACCUGCACCACGAGAAGAAACCAAGACCCCUAAGAAAGGACCAAAUGGCCUGGCAUUGCCCAAUGACUAUUGUGACUUCUGCCUGGGUGACUCCAACAUGAAUCAGAAAACAGGCCAGUCUGAGGAGCUGGUGUCCUGCUCUGAUUGUGGACGUUCAGGACAUCCAUCGUGCCUGCAGUUCACUGCCGUGAUGAUGGCAGCUGUGAAGACUUACCGCUGGCAGUGCAUUGAGUGCAAAUGCUGCAAUGUCUGUGGCACAUCUGAGAAUGAUGACCAGCUUCUGUUCUGUGAUGACUGUGACAGAGGAUACCACAUGUACUGCCUCAGCCCUCCCAUGUCUGACCCUCCAGAAGGAAGCUGGAGUUGUCACCUGUGUCUGGAUCUUCUGAAGGACAAGGCCUCCAUUUAUCAGAGCCAGAACAGUUCAAUGGAGUGACUUGAGUAACUAUGACAACAGUGCAGCUUGAAGAGAACAAACAGAAACACUUUUAGACUGUCGUGAGAUUUACAGCAUGGUUGAUAUGAUUGUUGGAGGUGGAGAGACAAAGAAAUCUUCUGCCCUAACAUAGUCACUGUUUUGGGUUUAUUAUGUCAUUGUGACUGUUCACAUAUCUACACAUCACAAGUAGGGUCUUGAAUGAACAGAGCGCACAAAGGUGAAAAUAUGAAAUUCAAUACACUUCAUGUAUUAUUUGCAGCAUUUCCACAUUCCUUGACGAUUCAGCAUCUGUCAUUGCCAAAUAUAUAUAGUAAUAUAUAUAUAUAUAUGUGUGUGUGUGUGUGUAUG